Molecule: messenger RNA, 1149 nt
Organism: Cetraspora pellucida
Lineage: Eukaryota; Fungi; Glomeromycota; Glomeromycetes; Diversisporales; Gigasporaceae
Source: the annotation of a GenBank genome assembly
AUGUCGGUGAGCGGCUCUAUAAAGAACGAGGCGUUUGCAAAAGAAUCAAGCCAAAUUCUACCUUCUGCUUCUGACUUUGCUUCUGAUCCACAUAUGCACUUUGUUGAGGAAACAGGAAAAUGGACGUAUACGAGCGAGGAUGGGAAUACUUGGGAAUAUAAUGAAGAACAACAGCAAUGGUGUCAAAUGGCAAAAGUUUUGUUGAAACUCCAACAACUCGCAUAUUCAGUUCCUGGUGUCGACGAAAGCGAACCUGCUAAUCCAGUGGUACGAGAAAAACGAAAAAAAGUUUACACUGCCGAUGAAACUGAUCAGAAUGGCAAAAAACAAAAAUCACAAAAGAAAAAACCAGCAAAUACUUCUGUGUACGUCAGCGGGCUACCACCUGACGUUACCGUUGAGGAAUUAGCAGAAGUUUUCUCAAAGUGCGGUGUUUUACUAGAAGACUUGAACUCCGGUGGACCAAAGAUUAAACUUUAUAAAGAUGACUAUGAUCGUCUAAAAGGUGACGCUCUCGUGACUUAUCUUAGAGAGGAAUCAGUUGAUCUUGCUUGUCAGCUUUUGGACGAAACAGAUCUUCGUCCGAACGAGGCUUCUAAAAUAAGAGUACAAAAGGCGCAAUUUAAGGAAAAGAUGCCAAAACCUUCAGAAGAUACCAACAACAGUACUUUAGUAAAACCAGAUAAGAAAAAAGUCCAAAAAAAAUUGCAUCAGCUUGAAAAAAAAUUGGAUUGGUUUGAAAGUGAACCAGGAAAAAAAGCUGAAAGGUAUAAUAAAAUCGUAAUUCUGAAGUAUAUGUUUACAUUGGAAGAAUUGGAGAACGACGUUAGUUUAAUCUUGGACUUGAAAGAGGACAUUCGCGAAGAAUGUCAGAAGCUAGGCGAAGUAACCAAUGUCGUAUUAUAUGAUAAAGAACCUGAUGGCGUAGUGUCAGUUAAGUUUAAAGAUCAACUAAGUGCCGAAGCUUGUGUGCUGAAAAUGAAUGGACGAUUUUUUGCUGGACGCAGGAUCGAGGCACAAAUAUUUGAUGGUAAACAAAAAUAUCAAAAGACUGGUUCCAAAUCAAAUGAAACCGAAGAAGAAGAAUCUACUCGAUUGGAAAAAUAUGCACAAUGGCUAGAGCAAGAUAACAGUGGACACCAGCCAUAA